Molecule: messenger RNA, 6299 nt
Organism: Sarcophilus harrisii (Tasmanian devil)
Lineage: Eukaryota; Metazoa; Chordata; Mammalia; Dasyuromorphia; Dasyuridae
Gene: KDM4C
Product: lysine demethylase 4C
Exons: 23
Coding region: 1822-5259 (1145 amino acids)
Biological process (GO): chromatin remodeling
Cellular component (GO): nucleus
Molecular function (GO): histone H3K9 demethylase activity; histone H3K36 demethylase activity
Source: RefSeq, a predicted model, not a curated record
UCAACUCAAGCUUCAGCCCAUUACAGUUGAUCACUAUAAUAAUGAAUGGCUCUGUGGGGCAUAGGGUUAUGUAGGAUCACUAAAGAGUUAUAAAACAACAAGCAUACUUUGUGAGGUCUGAGAGACUGCAUAUGGAAUGUUUAUUGAUUAAGAAGAGUUUCAGUUGCAUUUUAAAAGAUUUAACAGGUGAGGCAAAGAAAGAAAAGUAUUUCAGGUUCAGGAAACAGCAUCAGCAAAAAUGUAGAGGUAGGAAAGUAGAAUAUGUUUUUGGGAAAUGAGUAGACUAUUUUAGUUAAAUAGUAUAUAGCAGGAAGAUAUAUAUAUAUAUAUGGUAAUGAUAGAAAGCUUGUGGGAGAUAAGAGUUUGGAAGGCUAUGCAUUUCAAGACAAGGAGCUUAAACCUAAUUUAGUAAAUAAUAAUAGGGAGCUACUGAAAAUUUUUCUUCAGAGGAAUUACAUUACCAGAUGUACACAGUAAUAUGAAAGUUGACAAAAUUCAGAGUUGGAAGAUAUCUUGAGAUAGACUGGAUGACUCUUAAUGAAUUAGCUUAGUUCUAUCAGAUAGAAAUAAGAACCUGUACUCCAUAUUUGAAUGGUAUCCAUGAGAAAAGAGAGUUAGAUAUAAGAAAUUUUGCAGACAGUGCAUCAAGAUGACUUGGCCUUGACUACUUAUUAGAGAGAAGGAAGAGUCAAAAUUACACUGAAUAAAUGAAUAAAUGGUAGCUUUGCCACUGAAAGAACUAGUGAUUUUGUGGGAAAGAUGAUAACCUUCAUUUUGGACAUAAAGAGUUUGAGAUGCUUGUUGGAACAUGCAACUGGAGAUGUCUUUUAGAUGUAAUUCAGAAAAAAAAAAAGAUAGGAGCUUAACAAAUCUAAUGGGGGAAGACAACACAAAAAGAAGUUGAAAAGUGUUAGGAGAGAUGAGGAACUUGGACAGAAUGCAAGGGAUGUAGGGACAUGGUAUUCUGUGGAUGUUGAUGGAAAGUGGAGUUCACAGCCAUCUGGCACGGUAGGCUUUGGAAAGAACAUGUCCCUUCCUCUCCAGCCCUCCAAUAGGUGCAGAGAGGAAGCUGAUGGAAUAGGGAAGUAUUGAGUAUCAUGAACUGAGUCACUUCAUGGUGAUGAUAUUUCAGAGGAUCAGCUUAACUUGGAGGAGUAUUAUAUUUCCUGGAGUUAAACUAAGCAGAGGUGCUGAUAAAAAUGGAGCAAAACUUGGAUAACUCUCCAAUAGGAUUGUUCAGAUGAGAGGUUAGGGCCAAUAGCAUUAUAUAGGAGCUAUCUACAUUGAAGUGAUAUCACAAUUGAAGUUGUCAUUGUAAAGAAAUCGACAAGGAAGGAAAUGGAAAUUACUCAACUAAUAGCAUUGAUUUAGCAAGUACUUUACUCUAAAUGACUUUUUUAUCUGUCCAAGGGAGAUACCCUAUAUAAAACAGUUUUGGAGAAAAAGACUCUACAAGGUAAGAGAAUCAGAAAUGGUUUCAUAGAGAGAGUACUGGGUACUUGUGCUGUGCCUCAAAAAACCUAGACAGUAAGUUUAGGAGGGAUUGUAUUCCUGACUGGGUGAUUGUACAUAGGCUCCAAAAAGAGAUGAAAUAUUGUUAAUGGGAAACAAGAAGAAGGCCAAUUUGACUGGAACUUGGCAUGCAUAGAAAGAAGUAAUGGUUAGUGAGGCUGCAAUGGUAGUAAGGGCCAAGGAUUAAACCUCUGGAAAGUCUCAUUUAGAAAAACAGAAAAGAGGAAGAGAAACUAAUAUAGGUAGCUGGAACUGAAUGUCUUCAAGGAGAAGAACCAAGAGAACAUUCAGUCUCAAGUGCUAUAUAAGAUGAAGAAGAUGGGGACUGAAGAAAGAAAUUGGACUAAGCAACUGAAAUAUCAUUUGUUUCAACGUUAUAUACUUUUAUAUUCUACCGGUGGUGUUAUAUGGCUUCAAGACAUGGAACACAACAGUCUCCGAAGAACUGGAAGUGAAUAUCACACAAAGGGCAAUGGAGAGGUGCAUGGGCAAAACUUAGUCAACAUGGAGGCAUCAGAGGUCGACAGUCCCCCAAAUCUGAAUUGUAAGAUCAUGACUUUCAGACCUUCUAUGGAUGAAUUUAGAGAGUUCAACAAAUAUUUAGCAUAUAUGGAGUCUAAAGGAGCACACAGAGCAGGACUUGCUAAGGUGAUCCCUCCAAAAGAAUGGAAGCCAAGACAACGCUAUGAUGACAUAGAUAACUUGGUCAUUCCAGCUCCAAUUCAGCAGAUGGUCACUGGACAAUCUGGGCUAUUUACUCAGUAUAACAUUCAGAAAAAACCAAUGACUGUGAAAGAAUUCAGGCAAUUGGCUAACAGUGAUAAGUAUUGUACUCCAAGAUAUUUAGACUAUGAAGACUUGGAACGCAAGUACUGGAAGAAUUUGACCUUUGUGGCACCAAUCUAUGGAGCAGAUAUCAAUGGAAGCAUAUAUGAUGAAGGUGUGGAUGAAUGGAACAUAGCUCACCUGAAUACCAUUUUGGAUGUUGUUGGAGAAGAGUGUGGUAUUUCUAUUGAGGGUGUAAAUACACCAUAUCUCUAUUUUGGCAUGUGGAAAACUACAUUUGCAUGGCACACUGAAGAUAUGGAUCUAUACAGCAUUAAUUAUCUUCACUUUGGAGAGCCUAAAUCUUGGUAUGCUAUCCCUCCAGAACAUGGAAAGCGACUUGAACGGCUAGCUCAAGGAUUCUUCCCAAGCAGCUCUCAAGGGUGUGAUGCAUUUCUUCGCCAUAAGAUGACGCUAAUAUCUCCUUCAGUAUUGAAGAAAUAUGGGAUUCCUUUUGACAAGGUUACUCAAGAGGCUGGAGAAUUUAUGAUCACUUUCCCAUAUGGAUACCAUGCUGGUUUCAAUCAUGGAUUCAACUGUGCAGAAUCUACAAAUUUUGCUACAGUCAGAUGGAUUGAUUAUGGAAAAAUGGCUAAAUUGUGUACCUGUAGGAAAGACAUGGUGAAAAUUUCGAUGGAUAUUUUUGUGAAGAAAUUUCAGCCAGACAGGUAUCAUCUUUGGAAACAAGGCAAAGAUAUAUACACCAUCGAUCACAUACUCCCCACUCCAGAAAUGACACCAGAAGUUAAAUUGUGGCUGCAGAGGAAGAAAAUUAAAAAGCCGUCAAGAAGCAAUAUCUCUUGUAACAGCCUCCAGCAUACCAGAUCUCGAUCUAAAAAACUUAAAACUCCAGAGGAUGAGAGAACAUCAGCCAUGGCAGUCGGUACAGAAAUUGUAGCCAUUGAAGCAACAACAGAUGGCUUGAAGAUCAAUGAAAAGUCAGCAGAAAACAAGGAGUUGGUAAAUACAGCAGUGCGUUCUGGGGAAGAAAGCAUGAUUAAAAGGAUGCAAGUGGAUCAGAAUUUAUUGGAUAAUAUUAAAGUCUCAGAAAGAAGUGGCUUAAGCACAUCUUUCUACCCUGAUUCUGUAAAGCCGGAAAUAAAACCUGAGGAUGAGAAAGUGAAUUCCACUAUUGCUGCUUCUGAUCCCAUGGAAUCUUCUGCCUCUAUGCCUCUCUCUUUGGGAUGUAUAAAAGAAGACAAUUUGAAAUCUGAGAGAGAAUGUGAGCAGACUGUUUCACGACCAAAGUCAUGUGAGUCUGUCUCUUCUGAAGCCGAGAGCCUGGAAAAAGAAGAAAGUAGUAGCAUCUCCACCGAAGAAGAUGACAGUGACCUAGAAAGCAGUGAAAGUGGCUUAGAACCGGGAGAAAUCCCAGCUGUAACCAAAGGAGAAAGAAAUGGCUUGAAAAUUCCAAGUUUUUGUAGUCAGAGAAGAGAAGGGGAAACAAAAACUUCCAAGAGUUGGCGCCAUCCACUGAGUAAACCUCCAGCCAGAUCACCAAUGACUCUGGUAAAGCAGCAGGCAGCCAGUGAUGAAGAACUCCCUGAGGUUCCAUUGGUUGAGGAAGAAGUACAAGAAACUGAAUCCUGGGCCAAGCCUCUUGUCUACCUUUGGCAGACCAAAGCACCAAACUUUGUGGCAGAGCAAGAAUACAAUGCAGCUGUUGCCAAAAUGGAACCAUACUGUGCCAUUUGCACUCUCCUAAUGCCCUACUAUAAGCCAGAAAACAGUAAUGAAGAAAAUUAUUGUAGAUGGGAUACUAAAUCCAGUGAAGUGACUUCUGCGGUGGAAAAGACUAAGCCACUCAUUCCAGAGAUGUGUUUCAUUUAUAGUGAGGAAAACACAGAACAUUCUCCAUCCAAUGCAUUCAUUGAAGAGGAUGGAACAAGUCUUCUGAUUUCCUGUGCAAAGUGUUGUGUACAGGUUCAUGCAAGUUGCUAUGGUGUUCCUUCUCAGGACAUCCGUGAUGGAUGGCUAUGUUCUCGUUGCAAGAGAAGUGCAUGGACGGCAGAAUGUUGUCUCUGUAAUUUGAGAGGUGGUGCACUCAAACAAACCAAGAACAAGAAGUGGGCCCAUGUAAUGUGUGCAGUUGCAAUUCCAGAAGUUCGAUUUGUUAAUGUCACAGAAAGGACACCAAUAGACAUUAGCAGAAUACCUUUACAAAGGUUAAAAUUGAAAUGCAUCUUCUGCAGACAGAGAGUUAAAAAAGUUUCUGGGGCCUGCAUCCAGUGCUCUUACGGACGCUGCCCGGCUUCCUUUCAUGUGACCUGUGCCCAUGCCACGGGGGUCUUGAUGGAACCUGAUGACUGGCCUUAUGUAGUUAAUAUCACAUGCUUUCGACACAAGAUCAACCAGAAUGUGAGAUCCAAAGCUUGUGAAAAGGCAAUCACUGUCGGUCAGACUGUCAUCUCAAAGCAUCGGAACACACGAUAUUAUAGCUGCAGAGUAAUAGAGGUGACGUCCCAAACCUUCUAUGAAGUUGUAUUUGAUGAUGGCUCCUUCAGUAGAGAUACUUUCCCUGAAGACAUUGUGAGCAGAGAUUGCUUGAAGCUGGGCCCGCCUGCUGAGGGAGAAGUUGUUCAAGUCAAGUGGCCUGAUGGAAAACUCUAUGGUGCCAAAUAUCUGGGCACCAAUGUGGCUCACAUGUAUCAGGUUGAAUUUGAAGAUGGAUCCCAGAUUGCAAUGAAGAGAGAGGACAUUUACACCUUAGAUGAAGAGUUGCCUAAACGAGUGAAAGCUCGAUUUUCCACAGCUUCAGAUAUGCGGUUUGAAGACACAUUUUAUGGAGCCGACAUAAUUCAAGGAGAAAAGAAGAGGCAGCGGAUGUUAAGCUCCAGGUUUAAAAACGAAUACGUGGAUGACCCUGUGUACCGCACUUUCUUAAAGAGUUCAUUUCAGAAGAAGUGCCAGAAGGGUCUAUAGAGUUACUAGGCCACCCAGAGAAUCGUAGCAGUGUACACCAAGGAAGGAAAGACGUGACAGUGGAUGACCAGCCGUCAUUGUAACAAUACGCUUCAGUGAGAUGAGGGUCAGGAUGUGUCUUUUGAGGAUAAUGAGUCAGACUUCUAGUUUUGGCCACAAAGAAAGUUUUAAUACACACUCUGGAUUUGGCACAUCAAUUUAAGAUCAUUCCCAAUCUCCCUCUCACCCACAAGCAGUAAUUUUGUAUAAUUUCGGAUCCACUUUCCCUAGUGAGAGGGAACAGUAGUCAAUACAGAUAUCAUCUAAAAAGAAACUCCAAGUACGGAAGAACUCUGGACAAAACCUGACUUUGAGCUUUCAGGCAGGAAAAUUUGAUUGGACUCUCUCUCUGUCUCCUUCUCCCUCCCCUAACCCCACCAUUUCCACUCUUCUGAGGUCUAGAAGUCUUUAUACGAAAAGAUAGGAAGAGAGAGAUUUGAAUAUUUUCCACAGGCAGGGAAGGACUUUAACUUGUUUGUUUUAAAUGGAAGUUUUUAUAAAACAUUUUUAAAACAAAAGGCAGCAUGUCUGGUGCUGAGACAUUAUGCACCUGUGCUGUACUUGUACAAAGCUGUUACAUUUUUUAUAUCACUCUUGCUCUUGAUUGUGUCUAUUGGGGACUGCGUUGUUGGCCUUUGUGAAUGUUUUUUGGCUUUUAAGGAAAAAUUCUUAUGAAUUAUCUGGGCUUUUGUUUUGUUUUGUUUUGGGGUUUUUGUAUAUUUAAAGAGGGAAAUUUGGGGCAGUUAUUUUUAAACACUUUUUUUUUUCGUAAUGCUUAUUCCAAAUAGAUAUUUGUAAAGUACAAGUUUCUUUCAUUAUGUGUUUGUAAAAUUAGAGUUUAAAUAUAUAUAUAUGUAUAUGUAUAUACAUAUAUAUGUACAUAUAUAUAUGUGUAUAUAUAUGCUUACAUGGCUAGUUUUGAACUAAUAUAAUGAUUUUCCUUUUUAAGCAGCCUGCAAAUGUACUAGUGUUUAAAAAUAAACAAUUCCAUUUUGCUCCAG